Sciurus carolinensis (gray squirrel) is the source of this 947-nucleotide messenger RNA. Its product is annotated as inorganic pyrophosphatase-like. Gene Ontology annotation, molecular function: inorganic diphosphate phosphatase activity; magnesium ion binding. Gene Ontology annotation, cellular component: cytoplasm; extracellular exosome. Gene Ontology annotation, biological process: phosphate-containing compound metabolic process. NCBI's taxonomy places the organism in Eukaryota, Metazoa, Chordata, Mammalia, Rodentia, Sciuridae. The record is from RefSeq and is a predicted model, not a curated record.
AUGAGCAGCUUCAGCAGCGAGGAGCGCGCCGCGCUCACCCUCGAGUACCGAGUUUUACUCAAAAAUGGAAAAGGACAAUAUAUAUCUCCAUUUCAUGAUAUUCCAAUUUAUGCAGAUAAGGAUGUCUUCCACAUGGUAGUUGAAGUUCCACGCUGGUCUAAUGCAAAAAUGGACCCUUUAAACCCAAUUAAGCAAGAUGUGAAAAAAGGGAAACUCCGUUAUGUUGCGAAUUUGUUCCCCUACAAGGGGUAUAUCUGGAAGUACGGUGCCAUCCCUCAGACUUGGGAAGACCCAGGACACAGUGAUAAACAUACUGGCUGUUGUGGUAACAAUGACCCAAUUGAUGUUUGUGAAAUUGGAAGCAAGGUAUGUUCAAGAGGUGAAAUAAUCAGGGUGAAAGUUCUGGGCAUAUUGGCUAUGAUUGAUGAAGGAGAAACCGACUGGAAAGUCAUUGCCAUUAACGUGGAUGAUCCUGAUGCAGCAAAUUAUAAUGAUAUCAAUGAGGUCAAAUGGCUGAAACCCGGCUACCUAGAAGCUACUGUGGACUGGGUUAGAAGGUACAAGGUUCCUGAUGGAAAACCAGAAAAUGAAUUUGCUUUCAAUACUGAAUUUAAAGAUAAGGACUUUGCAAUUGAUAUUAUUAAAAGUACUCAUGACUAUUGGAAAGCACUAGUGACUAAGAAAACAGAUGGAAAACGAAUCAGUUGCAUGAAUACAACAGUGUCUGAGAGCCCCUUCAAGUGUGAUCCUGAUGCUGCCAAAGCCAUUGUGGAUGCUUUACCACCACCAUGUGAAUCUGCCUGCACAAUACCAACAGAUGUGGAUAAGUGGUUCUAUCACCAGAAAAACGGAUGGAAUUUCUCUGGAAUACAAGCUGAUACUGCUGCAUCCUAUUCAUCUGGAAGUAGUAGAUGCAAAAGUAGUAGCUUUUCAAAGCUUUAAAUUUA